Molecule: messenger RNA, 1113 nt
Organism: Prunus avium (sweet cherry)
Lineage: Eukaryota; Viridiplantae; Streptophyta; Magnoliopsida; Rosales; Rosaceae
Gene: PMM
Product: phosphomannomutase
Biological process (GO): mannose metabolic process; GDP-mannose biosynthetic process; protein N-linked glycosylation
Cellular component (GO): cytosol
Molecular function (GO): phosphomannomutase activity
Source: RefSeq, a predicted model, not a curated record
UCCCAAUAACUGCCCAAAUUGCGCCACUGAAAAAGAUCUGUUCAUUUUCUCUGUACUGGUCAAACUUCCAUUUCGGAGCUCUCAUUCAACCUGCACUUUCUUCUCUCUCGCGAUAACCCAAUUACAAGGAAAAUUAGAUUUCAAGUGUAAAUGGCUGUCAGGAAGCCUGGUGUGAUUGCCUUGUUUGAUGUUGAUGGGACUCUCACAGCUCCUAGAAAGGCGGCUACUCCAGAAAUGUUGGGGUUCAUUCGAGAACUUAGGAAGGCUGUUACAGUGGGAAUAGUUGGAGGAUCUGACCUUUCUAAGAUAACAGAGCAGCUUGGGUGGACAGUUAUUGAUGACUAUGAUUAUGUAUUUUCUGAGAAUGGACUUGUGGCUCACAAAGAUAGGAGACUGAUUGGCACCCAGAGCUUGAAGACAUUUCUUGGAGAAGAGAAGCUGAAGGAAUUUAUCAGUUUUACACUUCAUUAUAUCGCAGACUUGGACAUACCUAUAAAGAGGGGUACAUUUAUAGAGUUCCGAAGUGGGAUGCUUAAUGUAUCACCAAUUGGGCGAAACUGUAGCCAAGAAGAAAGGGAUGAAUUUGAAAGAUAUGAUAAGGUUCAGAACAUACGCCCAAAAAUGGUAUCCAUCCUUCGCGAGAAGUUUGCUCACCUUAACCUGACAUUUUCCAUAGGAGGACAGAUAAGCUUUGAUGUUUUCCCUCAAGGUUGGGACAAGACAUACUGCUUGAGAUACCUAGAGAAGUUUCAAGAAAUCCAUUUCUUUGGUGACAAAACUUACAAGGGAGGAAAUGACCAUGAAAUUUAUGAAUCUGAACGAACCGUAGGUCAUACAGUUACCAGCCCUGAAGAUACAAUCAAGCAGUGCAAAGCUCUCUUCCUGAGCCCCUGAUUUCGUUCCAACUUUUUGGUUUCGGAUUAUAUGCCAUUUUUCAAACAAGAAGAAAAAGUUAUAUGCCAUUUGUAAUUCUGUAUUCGAGAAUAAAUGUUAAAGCCGAAAUCUGAAAUGUGUAAUAUUAUAAUUAGACGCAAACCUAUUGGUUCAGAAAUUGCAUCUUUUGCAUUGUAUUUUUGUACCACUUGUCCUAUAUAUUUAAAUAUAUCUUGAAAA